Molecule: messenger RNA, 1014 nt
Organism: Prorocentrum cordatum
Lineage: Eukaryota; Dinophyceae; Prorocentrales; Prorocentraceae
Source: the annotation of a GenBank genome assembly
AAGCAGUUUCAGCUCAAACAGAUUUGGAUCGAACACGGGGAUGUUCGAAAUGCUGCUCACGAUGUGUUCUGAUGCCAGAUGCUAGACAUUAGGCUCAGAUCCAGACCAGGUGCUACUUCCUUCGAAGCGGACAUAAAAAGUUAUGCGAGGACUAGGCACUGGAGCGCGGCGUUGCAUUCCUUUCAGGAAUCGUCAAAAUUGCAUUCGCACGUCAGUGAGAGCCUCUACACGUCGAUCAUCAGCGCACAAGGAAAAGGCAGGCAGUGGCAGCGGGCGCUGGCGCUGCUGAGCGAGAUGUGGAGUGCGAAACUGGAGCCAAACGUCAUCAGCUACAGCGCCGGGAUCAGCGCGUGCGAGCAAAGCGGGCAGUGGUUGCAAGCUUUGGCGUUGCUUGGCGACAUGCCAGAGGCGAAGUUAGAGCCCGACGUCUUCUUCAGCUACAGCGCUGGGAUCAGCGCCUGUGGGAAAGGCGAGCAGUGGCAGCGGGCUCUGGCGCUGCUCAGCCAGAUGGGUGAGGCGAAAUUGGAGCCCAACGUCAUCUUCAGCUACAACGCUGGGAUCAGCGCGUGCGAGAAAGGCGAGCAGUGGGAGCGGGCUCUGGCGUUACUUAGGGAGAUGCGGGAGGCGAAGUUGGAGCGUAGCAUUAUCAGCUACAGCGCUGGAAUCAGCGCGUGCGAGAAGGGCGAGCAGUGGCAGCGGGCUUUGGAAUUAUUUGACAGAUGUGGGAGGCGAAGUUCCAGCGCGCCGUCAUUCAGCUACAACGCCGCGAUCAGCGCGUGCGAGAAAGCAGAGCAGUGGCAGCGUGCUCUGGCGUUGUUCGGCCAGAUGUUGGAGGCGAGGCUGGAGCCCAACGUCAUCGAAUUUGCCCUGCCGGGAGUCGCGAGUCGCACGUGCGAUCGGGGCAUUGUCGUUCGUUAAAGGCUUAACGACUUCUGCCGUCCUUCGACUCGCGCUGGAGCGGCCGCGAGUUGCUCCAACUUUUCCUGGAGAUCUCUGGAUUUACCUGGAUUUACC